Messenger RNA from Lachancea sp. 'fantastica', 855 nucleotides. NCBI's taxonomy places the organism in Eukaryota, Fungi, Ascomycota, Saccharomycetes, Saccharomycetales, Saccharomycetaceae. The record is from the annotation of a GenBank genome assembly.
AUGUCGGAAACUGAAGUUAUCGUCAAACAUCGCUUCAAGUCUGUCCAACAUAUCAAGUCGUUCCCACUGGUCAAACAAACACACGGAUUUGUUGCAAAACUUCCUGCAGCAAGAGUUAUUGUGGCCAACACAAAACCUGUUUACAAAUAUGUUGCCAACUCGAAACCUGCCCAGUGGGUUGCACCUGUCACCAGAGCAGUAGAUUCUCUGGCAGACAAAGGCUUGGAAACUACCGAAAACCUGGUGCCAUGUUUGAAAGUCAAAACGUACGCAGAUCUUUACGAGGAUGCAACAACACCAUUUGUGUGCACAAGAAACGCAGUUGUGAAGGUUGCCAGUGCGGCUGUUGAUGCUGCUGACAACUAUGUCUAUGAGCCUACGCAUCAACAAGUCAUCAAAUUCCGGAAAUUUUACAAUGCCAAAUUCUACGACACGCACGGCAAGCCUUUGCUGAGAAGUUCGCUAGACCCUAUCGUUGCGCCCUAUAACAAGAAAUUAGAGCAAGCGACCAAACGUCGUUUCCCAGAGGGUAAAGAUGUGCCCACCAGCGGAUAUAGCAGUGAAAUAUCGCGCACUUUGGCUCUAACUCAUAACUUGCUGCACCGGAUGUCACCGGUAGCUCAGAAUAGACUGGUAAAUUUCGUUUUGCUGCCAUGCAGAUACACGCAGCAUGUGAACGACGUUUUCAACGAGAACUUGGACAAGCAAGAGAGUUUGAGUAUCAGCAACUCCUGGACGGCUUCCAUUGGUGCCGUCUCAAUUUUGCACAAGGAAACAAUUGAGUAUGUGAAGCGGGUGAGGGGAAGAGCUCACCAUAUCGCUCACGAAAAUGAAGUUGCAGUGGCCUCUGUCUGA